GAUGGGAAUUUGAUUUUUAGUCAAUGGCACUGAAGUUGGUGUGGAUAUAAAUGGCAACGUCCCAACCCAACAUGUGUCAGAGGAAAUUGUGAUGAUCACAACUCACACAGAUCCUCAGCAGACAGUUAGUAACGAGACAGCUGGAGUUAGAUAUUUGUCGUCUGUCUCGCCUGAAGUUAACUCUCUCACAGAAAGCACUGAAAUAGAGGUGGAGGCAGGUGGAGAAAUGAUUUCCUUUGAUGGAGAAAAUAAUGAUAAUGGGCCUCCACAAAGUGAUGGUGAGGAUAUGAUAGAUGGAGGAAUGAUUUCCUCAGAUGGAGAAGACAAUGAUAAUGGGCCUCCACAAAGUCAUGAAGAGGAUGUGAUAGAUGGAGGAAUGAUUUACUCAGAUGUAGAAAACAAUGAUAAUGGGCCUCCACAAAGUCAUGAAGAGGAUAAGAUAGAUGAAGGAAUGAUUUCCUCAGAUGAUGAAUAUAAUAGUUCUACAGCACUUGACUUGGAUUUGACUGGUGGACCAUCAAAUCAAAACAAUCUUCCUGCCAAUGUGCCUUGUUUAAAUGAUGUUGGCAUCCAACUAGACAAUUUAUUUCCUCCGUCUAGACCAGUAAACACGGAUGGUGGAAUACAUUCCUCGGGCGAAAGAAACUGUGAUAUUGCUACAUCAGUUGGCUUAGAUUUGAACGAUGGACCAUCAAAUCAAAACAAUCUUUCUGCCAAUGUGCCUUUAAAUGAUGUUGGCAUUGGCAAUCAAGUAGACAAUUUAUUUCCUCAGUCUAGACCAGUAAACACUGAUGUUGGAAUACAUUCCUCAUACAUUACAUCAGUUGGCUUGAAUUUGGACGGUGAGCCAUCAAAUUUAUUCUCUCUUGCUGUCAGUGUGCCUUCAAAUGAUACUGGCAUCCAGCAAAGCAAUUUAAUCACUCAGUUUGGAAGAGUAAAUGCUGGUGGAAUAAUUUCUUCAAAUAAAGAAAAACUAGAUACUUCUACAUCAGCUGGCUUGGAUUUGAAUGGUGGAGCAUCAAUUCGAAAGUCUCUUUCUGCCAGUGGACCUUCGUAUACUAUUGGCGUCCAGCCAGGCAAUUUAUUUACUCAGAUUGAACCAGUGAAUAAUGUCAGUGGAGUCAAUAUGAAUAGCAGUGGACCAUUAAAUCUUUCUUUUGCUGGGACUUCAAUUGUUCUUAAUGUCAAGCCAGGAAACUCUGAAUCCAAGAAUGUGGAAUACAGUCAUUUGCUUGAGGAUGGUGGUGAUGAUUUACUGUCUGAUCUAGUUUCAUUUAUGGAUCCACCUGGAUUUUUUUGACAGAGGUGCAAGUAAUUCACAAGGAAACAAAGUAUCAGAGACAAGCCAAGUUGCACAAAGCCCUCUAAACCUUGAAUCACAAACAAACACUAGCAGUGCAUUGACAAAAAGCCCAGCUGGAGUGACUCCUAACUG
Molecule: messenger RNA, 1435 nt
Organism: Frankliniella occidentalis (western flower thrips)
Lineage: Eukaryota; Metazoa; Arthropoda; Insecta; Thysanoptera; Thripidae
Exons: 9
Coding region: 92-1300 (402 amino acids)
Source: RefSeq, a predicted model, not a curated record